Messenger RNA from Salvia splendens (bonfire salvia), 789 nucleotides. RefSeq names its product protein yippee-like. The coding region runs from base 203 to 595 and encodes 130 amino acids. The transcript has 6 exons. The record is from RefSeq and is a predicted model, not a curated record. NCBI's taxonomy places the organism in Eukaryota, Viridiplantae, Streptophyta, Magnoliopsida, Lamiales, Lamiaceae.
AAAAAUGGAUUCAUUAAUUAUUUAAGGUGUCGAUGUGUUCCCACGGUAUAUCGAUGAGUGUUAUGGUCUAAUCAUCUUCGAUUUCGAUUAUAUAGCUAAUUCCAUUCCUUUCUCAUAGCCCAAUUUUGUCCACACUCGGCUCUAUUGAAUCUUGAGUUUCUGUUUCAAUUGUUUGGUGGAGAGAAUCGAAUUAGAUUGAGAAAUGGGGAGGGUUUUUGUGCUGAAUCUUGAAGGGGAGGUAUACAGCUGCAAGUACUGUGGGACCCACCUCGCUGUCAGUGAGGACAUCGUCUCCAAGUCUUUCCAAUCCAGGCAUGGGAAGGCUUACCUCUUCAACAAGGUAUCAAACGUGACUCUUGGGGAGAAAGAAGAGAGGCUGAUGAUAACUGGAGCUCACACCGUGGCUGAUCUAUACUGCGUCCAGUGUGGUUCGAUCGUUGGGUGGAAAUAUGAAAUGGCGCAUGAGAAGAGUCAAAAGUACAAGGAGGGCAAAUCUGUUCUGGAGCGGUUCAAGAUGUCUGGUCCAGAUGGCAGCAAUUAUUGGGGGAACCACGAGGAACAUGCCGUUGGGGGCAGUGACACGGACGACGUCUGAUUCGAAUCUUGAUUCAAAUCUAUGGCUCACAAUUGUAUAUAUUUAAAAUUUUUAAACCUCCCAAGAUUGGUGAUUCUUGAAUUGCUAGAAAUUCCUCAUGUUGAAGCUUUCCAUGGAGUGUCAUAUAUUGGUGACUAAAGACUUGUUGUACAUAUUUUACUAGAAAAUAUUUCAACAUUGUUCUUCCUUCCCUA